Cuscuta campestris is the source of this 806-nucleotide messenger RNA. NCBI's taxonomy places the organism in Eukaryota, Viridiplantae, Streptophyta, Magnoliopsida, Solanales, Convolvulaceae. The record is from the annotation of a GenBank genome assembly.
AACAACAACCCUUUCAACCUGCGAUAUGUUCUAGAAAAGGAAAAAUUAUCUGGAACCAACAUUCUUUAUUGGGAUAUGAAUCUUAAGAUUGUUCUCGAAUGCGAGAAAAUGCUCUACGUCCUUACCUUUGAGCCUCCCAAAGCUCCUGAAGCGAACGCCCGUGCUGUAGAAAUUACUUCGUACCGAAAAUAUGAAGAUGACGCACGUGAUGUGAGAUGUCUCAUGCUGGCCACCAUGACCCCGGAGCUCCAAAGGCUCCACAAGGACAUGGAAGCUCAUGCUAUGAUGACUCGCUUGAAAGACGCCCCGUUGCACCCUAUGCUGGAAAGUGAUCUCAUCUUGGGUUCAUUACCAGCCGAGUAUAGUCAAACUCUAGUGAAAUUCUACAUUAACAAACUAGAGAUGACUAUGCCUGAGCUACUGAAAUUCCUCACAACUGCUGAGGAGAGUCUAGGAAAGGGCAAGGGUAAGUCUGUCCUGAUGGUAGAGGGCAGUACUGUUACGAAGAAGAGUGGGCCAUGUUUGCCGGCCGGGACCAAGCGCAAGGGUUCUAAGAAACCCAAGCCAGCUUCCAACUCAUCGUCGUUAAAACCCAAAAAAUGAGCUAAGAAGGAGUCUGCUGUAUGAUAUUAUUGUGGCAAAAAAGGGCCACUUGAGGCGCAACUGCGCAAAAUUACUGGCAGAGAGGAAAGAGGGAAAGAAACCUCAAACCUCAAGUAUCUUCAUUAUUGAAGUCAAUAUAUCUGAUAUCAGCUCUUGGGUGAUGAAUACUGGAUGUGGUUCUCACAUAAAUACUUCUAUGCAGG